CAACAACCUCUUCGCCUCUUCUGCUCUCGUGAGUCGUCAAGAACUGCUCCCCCACAUCAAUCCUACUACGCCCAUCUCUGCUUGUGGCUGUCGCUCUAACUCUUAUCGUCUGUUUUGUCUUCAUUCAUCCUCACGUCAUGCUGUCUCUUCGUCGCGCCUUGCCAUCUCCGCCUAAUGCCGCCCGGUGCUUUCACUCGACCGCGCGUCGUUUUGUCAAAGCUGGAGAUACCAUCCCGGAUGUUCCCCUCAUGGAGAACUCGCCGGGGAACACGGUGUCUCUGGCAAAAGAGCUCAGCGGCAAUGGUAUCAUCAUUGGUGUACCAGCUGCCUUUUCUCCAUCUUGCUCAGAGUCACACAUCCCGGGCUAUAUCAACUCUCCAAAAAUCAAGAACGCUGGUGCGGUUUUUGUUGUCUCCGUCAAUGAUGCAUUCGUCAUGAAGGCAUGGAAAGCCUCACUGGAUCCCGAUAGCAAGAGCGGCAUCAGAUUCCUCGCUGACCCAUCCGCGGCAUUUGCCAAAUCACUUGACCUCACCUUCGACGCCCCCCAGAUCUUCGGCGGACCACGCAGCAAGCGAUACGCCCUCCUGAUCAAGGACGGGAAAGUUGCGGAAGCUCACAUCGAGCCCGACAACACCGGCCUCAACAUUUCCGCGGCUGAGAAAGUCCUCCAAUGAGCAUGCCUGCCCAUGAAGCUCAUCUCCCGCAUAUACGCGGAUCGUAGAAUGGUAGACUGGCAGAUUGGAUGGUCGAGCACAACAAGGUGAUGAAUUCACGCUCCUGUGGUGCGGUAUGUAGUACGUAUAUCGUCACGUUGAAGUAGGAUACGUUCCGUGGUAUGCCGAGAUAGUAGUAUAUAUAUGAGUGCGCAUCUCGCAAACUUGCAAUCAUAUACUACACACACUCAAACAUACAUACAUACAUACGAAUAAGCAG
Pseudovirgaria hyperparasitica is the source of this 933-nucleotide messenger RNA. Its product is annotated as Redoxin. NCBI's taxonomy places the organism in Eukaryota, Fungi, Ascomycota, Dothideomycetes, Acrospermales, Acrospermaceae. Gene Ontology annotation, biological process: hydrogen peroxide catabolic process; cellular response to oxidative stress; cell redox homeostasis. The coding region runs from base 138 to 674 and encodes 178 amino acids. Gene Ontology annotation, cellular component: cytosol; peroxisome; mitochondrion. The transcript has 5 exons. The record is from RefSeq and is a predicted model, not a curated record. Gene Ontology annotation, molecular function: thioredoxin peroxidase activity.